AUGGAUAAAAUCAAAAUAGAUACUAACCUUUCAAUACCGACGCCGUCAACAAAUAAUGGAACAGUUGAUGAAGCUGAGGGUAUAUGGAGUGCCGAUAUUGAACAAAGUUUUCUUGAAGCACUCGCUAUAUAUCCUCCGUGUGGUCGACGAAAAAUAAUCUUAACUGAAGAAGGGAAAAUGUAUGGUCGCAAUGAAUUAGUCGCGCGUUAUAUUAAAAUUCGUACAGGUAAAACACGAUCACGCAAACAAGUCUCAUCACAUUUACAAGUACUUGCUAAACGUCGUUCAAAAGAAAUUCAAUCAUUACGUAAUGAUAAAGCUGCGCAACAAGUUAUACUCGAGAGAUUAAAACAAUAUACAUCAGCUGAAAUUGUUUCGAUGAAUAAUGAACAAAUAACCAGUGAUAACGAUUCGUUCUCCGAUGAUGAUGACGAUGAGGUAGAAAAAAAGAAAAAAAAGCGAGCUACUCCUGUUAAGAAUCUCAUUCAACCCAUUCCAAUUGAAGAACAUUUAAAAAAACCUGUGCCGACAUCAAGCAUGAAUAUAGAGCAAUUCCAAGCAAAAGAAGAUUCAUACUCGUGUUCACCUAUGCCAAUCGUGAAAAAGAAUUCAACGAAACAUGUAGCAUCAACUAAUAAAUCGAAUGGUACUAUUCCAAAUAUGAUCAACAGCACACUACAACAUUACUUACCAAAUUCUCCAGCCGUCUAUACUCAUACUGCCGGUCGAUCUCGAUGUUCAUCAAAUACUUCAUCAUCAUCUCCACUAUCUUCUGGCUCAACAGUUUCUCAAGGUAUAAUACUAGCAAACCCAUCAGUACCACCAUUCGCUAUAAUUGGGGAUGAAAAUUUUCGUCUUUAUGAAUUAAGUGCUUUUGCUGAAAUCAAUCGAACCAUAUCAACAACACAUCCAUCAUUAAUUUAUCCAGCAUCGGAAGCAUAUUCGAUUCAUCAACAUGAUCUAGUUCGUUUGCAUGUCAAUGACAUUCAAAUGAAAAGCCUUCAAACAUUUGAAACAAUAUCAAUUGAUCAAAUAUAUGAUAAAUUCCCUCAUUACGACGGUUUGAAAGAUUUAUUUGAACGUAACCCAUAUGGACCGUUCUUUUUAAUUAAAUUUUGGGCUGAUGUCCCAAUGUCAUCCUCAAUGACUAAUCCAAUGAGUAUUCGUGAUGAAUCGUUUUUUACCUCAUUUACAUAUGCAAGUUGUGCCAAUCGUCCAAUACAUAUAUCAACACGUUUAUGUUCAUUUGGUAAAAAAGUUUUGGAAAAAGUUGACACAAGUGAACAUCCACAACGUGAUCAAUAUGAUCAAUAUUUUCAUCGGUUUGAUCGAUCACCAUUAUGUGAUUAUAUGGUACAAUUCGUACAAAAACUUCGUUCUCUUCCAAAUGCCUGUAUGAUGAAUAGCGUCUUAGAGAACUUUACUGUCCUUCAAGUGAUUAAAUGUCUAGAUAAUUCCGAACAACUUUUACUUUGUCUUGCUUUUGUUUUUGAAAUCGCUAUGUUCGAUGCAGGUGGACCACAAUACCAAGUGUACAAAUUGGUGGCUAAUUAA
This is a messenger RNA of Rotaria socialis, 1554 nucleotides long. Lineage: Eukaryota; Metazoa; Rotifera; Eurotatoria; Philodinida; Philodinidae. The record is from the annotation of a GenBank genome assembly.